CCGCCUCAGUCGCUCGCUAGCACCACACAUCGCCGCCGCCGCCGCCGCCGCCGCCGCCGCCAUGGUAGAGAAGCGCCCCUCGACCGACGGCCUCGUCGACAAUGUCGAUCCCCGCGAAAGCACCGAGUUCGAGAUGGAAGAGCUGCCCACCUACGAGAAGCCCGCCGAGCCGUCGCCCGUGUCCCUCAAGGACAAGCUGAUCACCUGCUUCUGGAUAUCUGUCAACACGCUGUCGACAUUGGGCCUGAUCUUCCUGAGCAAACGCGUCUUCAGCGAUCCACAACUCAAGCAGUGCCAGCUCAUGGUCGUCAUGUGGCAUUUCACCGCCACUGGCCUCGUCCUCUUCCUGUCCACCCUCGCUCCCUUCCGCGCUUUCAAGCCGGUCAAGCUCAAUGUCUGGAACAUGAUGCCUGUCUGCGCCUUCUUCGCCGGCUACGUCGUGCUCGGCAACCUCAGCCUGACCUUCAACUCGAUUGGCUUCUACCAGCUGUCCAAGGUCAUGACCACGCCCACCGUCGUUCUCAUCAACUUCGUCAUUUUCCGAAAGACCGUCACCAAGUGGAUGCUCGCCGCUAUCCUUACCACCUGCAUUGGUGUCUCCUUCACAAUGGGCGGGGAGGUCAAGACUGCGUUUUUUGGCGUCAUCAUUGCAACGCUCGCCUUCUGCUCGACUGCCCUCUACCAGAUUUGGAUCGGCAAGAAGAUCGAAGACUUCCAGGUCUCGCCUCCGCAGCUGCUUCUCAACCAGGCCCCCAUCUCCGUGUGCCUGCUCAUCCCAUUCGUCCCAUUCUUCGACACGAUCCCCAACCUCAGCGCAGUUCCAACAGACCUCUUGUGGUCCGUCUGCGCAUCCGGUAUCAUGGCCUCCAUGUACAACCUCUCGCAGUUCCUCAUCAUCGGCCGCACCUCCGCGCUCACCUUUAACAUUGUUAGCCAUCUCAAGACUAUCCUCAUCUUGUCCAUUGGCUGGUACAGCGAGGGCAAGAUUCUCAACCCACGCGAGUGGCUAGGUGUGCUGUUGGCGCUGGGGGGCGGCUGGGUGUACUCGCACCUGGCGCUCAAGGCGAAGAAGCAGAGCAAAUAG
Ascochyta rabiei is the source of this 1084-nucleotide messenger RNA. RefSeq lists its product as uncharacterized. The transcript is spliced from 3 exons. The record is from RefSeq and is a predicted model, not a curated record. Lineage: Eukaryota; Fungi; Ascomycota; Dothideomycetes; Pleosporales; Didymellaceae. Bases 62 to 1084 code for a protein of 340 amino acids. Gene Ontology annotation, cellular component: Golgi apparatus. Gene Ontology annotation, molecular function: antiporter activity.